Mercurialis annua (annual mercury) is the source of this 1653-nucleotide messenger RNA. RefSeq names its product PI-PLC X domain-containing protein At5g67130-like. The transcript is spliced from 9 exons. The record is from RefSeq and is a predicted model, not a curated record. Lineage: Eukaryota; Viridiplantae; Streptophyta; Magnoliopsida; Malpighiales; Euphorbiaceae. Bases 200 to 1465 code for a protein of 421 amino acids. Gene Ontology annotation, molecular function: phosphoric diester hydrolase activity. Gene Ontology annotation, biological process: lipid metabolic process.
UAUCACCUAACCAACGAUCGAAUAACAGAACCCAUUUUCAUUUGACAUUUUUAUUUCCCUCUCUCAUUUCCAACCUUUGACAGUUCAUAUUGUUUUUGAACCAAAAAAAUUCAAACCACCCUCUUUAUAUUUCAUCUUUUUAAUUCAUUAGCCUCUCACAGUCUCUGUUUCUCUGUGCUGUGUAUGGGAUUUUCCAGAAAUGAAGGGAUCAAAUGCUAAUUUUAAUCUUUAUAUCCAGCUUCUCUUCAUUUCUGUUUCUCUCUUCAUAGCCUGUUGUUCAAGUCUCCAGUUUGGAGAAACAUGUUCGGCUAUCGAUGACAAAUGCGACGGCGGAUUGAAAUGUGAGACUUGUCCUGCCAAUGGAAAUACCCGACCCAGAUGCACCCGGAUCCAGCCGAUGAACCCGACGUCAAAGGUAAAAGGUCUGGCAUUCAACAAAUAUUCAUGGUUAACAACCCACAAUUCUUUUGCUGAUAAAAACUUCAAACCACAAUUGGGUUCGGUUAUAUUGUCUCCUACGAAUCAGGAGGACUCUGUAACCAGUCAACUUGAGAAUGGAGUUAGAGGACUUAUGCUAGAUAUGUAUGAUUUUAUGAACGACAUAUGGCUAUGUCACUCAUUUGGUGGCAAAUGUUACAAUUACACAGCAUUUCAACCUGCCAUCAAUGUCCUAAGAGAGGUCGAUACCUUUUUGGCUGCAAAUCCAUCAGAGAUUGUCACCAUUUUCAUCGAGGAUUACGUGACAUCGCCACAAGGAUUGACUAAAGUUUUUAAUGCUUCCGGGCUUAACAAAUAUUGGUUCCCUGUAUCAAAAAUGCCUAAGAGUGGCGAAGAUUGGCCAAUCGUAGACGAUAUGGUUAAGCAGAACGAGAGAUUGGUGGUUUUCACCUCUAAAUCGGAUAAAGAGGCCACUGAGGGAAUUGCUUAUAAUUGGAAAUAUGUCAUAGAAAAUCAAUAUGGGGAUAACGGAAUCAUAGCCGGUUCUUGUCCAAGUAGAGCUGAAUCAUCUCCUAUGAACACAAAAACAAGAUCAUUGAUUCUCCAGAAUUACUUUCCAACUAAUCCUAAUGUAACUGAAGCUUGUGUAGACAAUUCAGCUCCAUUAAUCAGCAUGACCAACUCUUGCUAUAUAGCAGCUGACAAACGGUGGCCAAAUUACAUCACUGUUGAUUUCUAUCAGCUGAGUGAUGGUGGGGGUGCACCAGAAGCUUUGGAUAUGGUGAAUGGUCAACUUACUUGUGGAUGUGACAACAUUGCCUAUUGCAAGGCAAAUGCACCGCGUGGUACUUGUGACAUCCCGAAAAUCUCUCCUCCGCCACCUGCUGCUGCUGCUACCGGAAACUCACAAGUUCCGCCUCCUAGUUCUAGUAGUCCGGCCAAUGCUGCUUAUUUUGACGCCAGUCCAGUGCAAUUACGAUGGUUGCUGGGGAUUGUUUUGACCACGACACUGUCAUUGUGGCAUUAAUUAUACUCAUGAAUUGCCAUACCACGGUUUGUUGUCCCAUUUAUAGUACAUAAGAGAAUAAUUUAUGUUAAUGUGCUUUGAUUAUUUUGUUAAACUUAAGGGAUUUCCUUAGUCAUUCCCUCAAUUACAGGGGAAAUGGUUUACAAGAAUAAUGUGUUUCUAUUUAUCCUAUCUACCAGUUUUCAGAA